Chrysoperla carnea is the source of this 6319-nucleotide messenger RNA. RefSeq lists its product as uncharacterized. The record is from RefSeq and is a predicted model, not a curated record. NCBI's taxonomy places the organism in Eukaryota, Metazoa, Arthropoda, Insecta, Neuroptera, Chrysopidae. Bases 54 to 5492 code for a protein of 1812 amino acids. The transcript has 7 exons.
UAGUAAAUAGCAUUUAUAUUGUAGAAAUGGAUUAAAAUUAUAUUUAAAAAAAAAUGAAUAACGAGAAUAAUUUAAAUGCUUCGGAUAUUGUUAGUUCUACAUCAGUGGAAAAUAUUACGAAUACAAAUGAAGGCGAAACAAAUGAAAGUGUAAUUUCAACCAACAGCAUCCAAAAUGAAAACAUUACUGACGAAGGAAAUAAAUCACAAUCUACAGAAGAAAAUGUUUCAACGCCUAAUACCAAUGAAGACCAAGUAGAUAAUUCAAAUGGAGGAGGUUGUUCAACAUCUACCUCGGAAAUUGAAAAACCUAUUGAAACGUAUAAAAAAGUCAAAUUAAAACGGUCACAUAUUCUGAAAAAACUAUCAACUCCAAUGACAGCAAAUGUUCAACCACAUUCAUCAACAGAUUCCGAACAAAGUACGAAAUCUAAUGAAAUUACAACGGAAAAUAUGCCAUCAAAUCCAUUAAAUAUUGACAUUCCUGAGGAUAAUAUUUCAACAUCUUUUGAUUUUGAUAUAAACGACGCUUCAUCAAAUUCAGAUAGUACAUGUAGUCCAACUCCACGAAAAAAAGUAAAAUUAAUUCGAAACAAUCCGCGAUUUAAAUCAAACAUCGUAAAAACUAGCCCAGUUCAAGUUGUGAGCACUGUGAAAGAUGAAUGUGAAGUAACAACUUCGUCAUCACCAAAAAUAAAUGCUGAAUUCACUAUUAGUCUAUCUGAAGAAAAUGUCACGCUAAAUGAUCCAAAAAGUAAUAUUGAUGUAAAAUCUGCAUAUAAAAUGCAUCCUGAUAAUGAUAUCGCGGAUGUGGUUGCACAAAUCGAUCAAAUUAUUGGCCCCGAUGAUGGAACUGUUCCUUCCACAAGUUUUCUGGAUACAGAUGAUUUAAGUUUAUCUGAUGGUUUGAAAAAUGAUGAUUUAUCGAUAAUAGAAGAGCUCGAAAAAGAGAUUAAUGCAAUUCCUCCAACGAAUGAAUCAUCGAAUGAUGUAAUGGAAAAAAUUGUUGAUGAUUUAGAUGAAAUUUGUACCACAACCGAUCAACCCCAAAAAAUAAUUGAAUCUACUAUUGAAAAUAAAGCUAAAAAUAUAGAAACCACUACUCAAUCAGAAAACUUUACAAUUGAAGAAACUUUGGAAUGCCAAAAAGAGGCAAAUGAUUUGAGUAUUGAAGUAGAAAAGCAUCAAAUUAAUGACGAAGAUUACAAUAUCGAUUUAGACGACAGAGUUGAAAGUGUUGAUGAUUUAGAAAAAAAAUUAUUGGAUGUUUCAGCACAAGUUGAUUCUUUAGACUGCAGUGAAAGUAUGCAAGUUGAUGAAAUAUUAGAAUCCGUAACCAAACAGCCUCGAGUAGAAGAUUUUGCCACGAAUUCAGAUAAUAUUCAUAGUAUUAUUUUAUCAGAUAACAAUUUACAAAAUUCUGAAAAUUCAGAUGAUAUUGGAAAUAGUUCUGGAAAUAUAGAAAAUGAAAACAUUUUAUCGGAGAAUGUUGAAACUAAUCCAAAAAAUGUAGAUCAAGUAGAAAACAAUAAAAACAAUUCGGAAAUUCCUGAAGAGUUUAUUGCAGAAAUAAACCUUGAAGCUCCAAAAAUUUCCAGUAAUGAAAAUCAAAAUAGUUCAGUAGAAGCAAUAUCAUCUAGCAGUGAUCGAAAGAUUGAUUUACCUACUACAUCUUCGAUAGAAACUUCAGAAUUACCAAAAAUAACACUUACAAUUAAAAAAUCAGAAAUCCAAAAGACGGUAGAAAGUGAAAUACCAGAUAGCGUGAUAGCAGAAAGUAUAAAGAUUGUAGAUUCAACAAAUGUUGAAAUGAAAUCUGAAUUUCAAUCCGAAGAAGUAAUAAGUUCAACGGAUGUAAAGCGAGUUCCAAAAUUAACGAUUAAACCUAUUAAAAAACCAUCAAGCGAAACAGAAACAAAAUUAACAAUUAAGACCGUUAAAUCAGAAAGUUUAGAAUCUCAAAUUACUAAACCUACGGAAUCUAUAGAAAAUGAAACCAUUUCUACAUCAACAAUUUCGUCUACUUUGGAAGCUAUACCGAAAUUGACUAUUCGAAACUUAAAGAAGUCUCAAGAUGAAGAUUUAGAAGUUAUACAAAGUACAUCUACAGAAAAUGUUGAAAAAGAAGUUGUGCCAAAAUUAACCAUAAAACCAUUAAAAAAGCCGCCACAACAAAGUAAUCAAACACAAAUGCAUGUUGUAACUUCAGAAAUAAAGGAAAUUAUACCUGAAGUAAUUCCUAAAUUAACUAUAAAAACUAAAAUGAUUCCAAAUGAAGAGAAUCAACAGACAUCUGAAUCAAUAUCGACGGUUGAAUCUAUUCCUAAGUUAACAAUAAAAACUGGAAAAAAAAUUGAGACUAUUGAAAAGGAUAUAAAACAAUGUCCAAAUAUUGAUUCAAGCAAUUUAGAAAGUAGCAUUCAGGGCGAAGAAAGUCUUCCAAAGAUUACUAUAAAAAACACAGCUGAUAAAUAUUUUGAAAUAAUUCCUAAUGCAUCAAUAUCAUUGUCGGAAGAGUCAAGUGCAGAUGAAUCCGUAGAUUACACUCAUAAUAUUUCAGCAGCAAAUAAAUCCAGUUUGGCUGCUGCAAAUAUGGAAUUAAUACCUAGAUCAAUGAAAAAUAAAAAUCGAACACAAGCAAUUGAUAGCGAUGAUGAAGAAAUAGAGGUAAUUCCAAGUGUAUCGGACAAAAAUAGUUCGGAAUUCAUACCAAAAUUAUCUAUUAAAGCAUUGAAAAAAUCUUUGCAAUCAGAUAAAGAAAUAGGAAAUCAUCCAGAAGAACCUAAUUUUAAAUCAAUACCAACUAGCACAAGCUCCAAAUUAAUCAUAAAACCUAUAUUAAACGCACCACCAAAUUUAUCAAAAAUCAAGAAAACAGAUAACUCUCUAGCAUCACAAUCACUUCUGAAAACUGUAGAUUUGUCUGAAAGUAAAGAUUAUGGAAUGCUAUUAAAAAAUAAUCAAAAACGCAAUGAAUCUACAACGGAGACAGCAAUUUUAAAUACUAAAUCACCAUCAAGGAAAAUGGUAAAUAUUCCUGGUAAUAAAAGCUAUGAAGAUGAAGAGAUAAAUUCUAAAAACGAUCGAAUUGUCUUAAAAAUUAAUAAAGAUAAUGAAUCAAUGAAGUCACAAUUAAAGUCAGAAAAUACACUUAAAGUUGACACAACUAGUAGCCCGCUUGAAAAAAUCACAUUAAAGUUAUCUAAAGAAGGUGGCCAUCCUGAAAUAUUAAGCCCAUCGUCAUUUUCUAAAACAAUGCCAACACAAAACCCAUCAUUAAAGCGAAUGCUGUCCCCUGAAACCACAAUUGAGCCUAUUCAAGUGGAAAAGAAAAAGAUGAAACCCAAUGAAACAUCAAUAGAAUUUUCUUCUGGUGAUGUUUCCAUCAAUAUUAUCAAAUCAAAUACAUCAGCAACUAAAAAAUUACAAAACAUAUCUGACGAUGUAACCAUUGUUAGAGUUCCUUCACAAACUCCUCAACCAACUAAAAUUGAAUUAGGGAAUAAUUCAUCGAAACUAAAAGAUAUUUUAAUGAAACUUAAUGCCAAUAGGAUAGACGUGUCACCAGAAGAUGAUGGAGAUUCUAGUAGUAGUGAUGACGUUAAAAUCGUUGAUGUUAUACCACCAGCAAAAAUGAAUGUAGAUCCAUUAUCCAUAUCAAAUGACGAGUCUAGUUCGCAAGACGUGAUGAUCGUAGAAGAAAUAUUACCCGAUCCAAUUGAAGAACUCAAACCAGAUCUACCACCGGUACCAAAAAAACGUGGAAGACCAAGAAAAAUUCCAUUAGAAGUGCGACCAGAACUCAAAGAGGAAGAACCUGAAGAACCAGUCAUUACCGUUAAUGAAUUGCCCAUUGAAGAUAGCCCAGCCCCAAGUCCAGCUCAACCAUCCGAUGAAGAUGAUAAUUUUGAAUUGUCUCCCAAAGGCGCAUAUAAUAUAAGAGGAAUUCGUCGUGGCGGUGCUUAUCGAUCACGUCGUGGGCGUGGUGGUCGAGGUAGUCGUGGAGGACGAGGUGCUUAUAAACGACGAGCUGAAGAAAAGAGGCGAGCAUUAAUGGAUUUACAAUCUGUAAUUACUUCUGACGUAACCGUUGCAUUAGAUAAAAUAGAUGUUGACAAAAAGAGUUUGUUAAAGAUGAAAGCAGAUGGUUCCGCUGAAGCAUUCUUUAUGGAAGAAGAUACAAGAAUGAGUGCUGACGGCGAACUAGGUGAGACUGGAACACAUAUUAAACCAGAAAUUACAGAUGAGUCACGUAGUUCAAGCACUACAACUGAAAAUAAUAGAAAUAAACGUGGACGACUUGAAAUUACUGAAAUUGAAGUUUUUAAGCAUGUUACUGGACCAGAGCAAAUAGCUGAAUAUCAUUGGCGAAACGGGGGACCGUAUAUGUUACAAGAACAAAUAGCACAAUAUUUGGGUGUAAAAUCAUUCAAACGAAAGUAUCCUGGUUUAACACGACAUGCUGUUGAAAUGCAAGAGAGAGAUUAUAUACGAGAAAAUGGAUUAGCAUCAGAAGCGUUAUGUGAUAUGGGUCUUACAGCUGUUCUUAGUUCCGAAAUUCUUGAUAUUAUGUUCACUGAUUUUCAGGAUAAGUAUGAAGAAUAUCGUAAAUAUCAACGAGAGAAACAAGCAAAAGAUGUAACAAACAAACAACGUGCUAUGGCUUCUAGUAUGGCAACAAAUGCUGAUAAAGGCGAUAAAGAAGAAAGUGUUCUACAAUUAGCAAUUCGUUCAGCUGCAUCAUGGAAUGCAUCAUUAAAUAAAAGCCGCAAAGAAGAACGAAAAUGUUACGUUGAUUUACAAUCAUUUACGGUGAUGUAUCCAAAGGGUCGAAAACCUGUUGCUCCAAAUACUAAUCCUGGUCAUUACCCUGUGGCUUUAGUACCAGGACAAUUUUCUGAAUUUUACAAGAACUAUUCACCUACGGAGUUGAAAUAUUUACCAGUAAACACUGUAUUAUACGGUCCAAUCGUUCAAAAUGCGAGUAUACAAGAAAUUGGUUAUUCUGAUGGAUCUUGCAGUGAAUCUGAGAGCAGCAGUGGAAGCGAUUCUGAAUCGUCAGAAGAUUCUGAUUCAACGACAAUGGAUGGAAUUACAACACCACUUACUAAUCCUCCAAUAUUACACACAGAAAGUGAUACGUGUAAAAUUUGUAUCACUAGCUCACCAAAAUCAAGACCUGGAAAAUCAUCACUUAUAUACUGUGCCCAAUGUAACCAAGGCAUACAUCCACGUUGCAUUGAUUUGACAGUAGAAAUGAUGCCAUUUAUUCAAGCUUAUCCAUGGCAAUGUACGGAUUGUAAAACAUGUUGGCAAUGUCGAAGACCAUCCGAUGAUGAUAAAAUGUUGUUUUGUGAUCGAUGUGAUCGUGGAUAUCACAUAUAUUGUGUUGGCUUAAGAAAAGUACCAAAUGGCAGAUGGCAUUGCCAACAAUGCACAAUGACUACAUCAACAAAUACUGCUAUUACGCAUUCAGUGUCCGUUGCUACCUAGCAUGAUGUUAAUGUCAGACAAUUCACGUAAAAAGAAUACCCAGUAUUUUGUAUAUAUUUAUUUUUAGAUUAUGUUUUUAAUUAUGUCUGUUUUUUAUAUUUUCUUUUAUAUAUAUUUGUAUACCUAUGGCUCUUAAAUAACUAUUGAAAAAUUGAGAGAUUCUACAAAAUUUCAAUCAAAUUCAAACAAAAUUAUGAGAAUAUAGACGCCACACAGGAAGCCCAUAGCUUUUCCACCGGGAUCUCUCCCAGGAUUGAUGAAUCCGAGGUUUCGGGCCCGAACAUUUUAAAUCUGACCCCUUAUAGAUUUCUGUAGGUACAAAUAACAUGUAUGGAGCUUUCGUCAUUUUUCAUACAACCCCUACAAGUAGGAUACAUUUCUUUGGAUUAGUUUUGCAAGUUGAUAUUUUAAAAAUAUGAUUUUUAAGGAAAUUUAUCAGAUUUGAUUAUAAGUGCUAUUUAUCGCGCCACAUUAAAAGAUUAAAAGGUUGCCAACUGAUAGAGCGCCCUAUACUACGGUAAAACUUAAAUAAUUUCAGAAAUAAAAUUUUAAUUUCGAAUAAUUUUAGAACAAAGAAUUAAUUUUAGAAACCUUCUUUUUUUUUUGUAUGAAGUGACAAAAAGAUAGGGUAUACAUCGGACUAAAUGCACAAUAUAAAUCAAUAUUUCUUAAAUAUUACUCUUCUUCUAGCGCUGCAAUAUUUCCAGUUGCGCAUAAUCACAGUUUAAUUCAUCCCAAUUAAUUUAUAAGAGCUUUAUUUCCUGAGUUACUUUGUAUAUAAUCUAUUUCAACAUUUAAAUAAUGGUUUUAAUCAGAAAUGGUGAAGA